Colletotrichum graminicola M1.001 is the source of this 570-nucleotide messenger RNA. RefSeq lists its product as uncharacterized. NCBI's taxonomy places the organism in Eukaryota, Fungi, Ascomycota, Sordariomycetes, Glomerellales, Glomerellaceae. The coding region runs from base 1 to 570 and encodes 189 amino acids. The transcript is spliced from 2 exons. The record is from RefSeq and is a predicted model, not a curated record.
AUGCAUCACUCUGCAACCUUUGCGGCUGUGGUUUCCCUAGCCACCGGUUCGCUUGCAGCAGUGGCAGGUCGCCAGCUUGUCCCUCGCGACGAUUGCGGCGGCCUUACCAAUGUACCGCUUAGCCCCGACCCUGCCCACUCCAGCUACACCUUCACCCUUGAUCCAACAGUUAAAGACGUGAUUGCCAACUUUGCUAAAUCAUCCGGCACCACUUUCAACACUAUAGUCGUCGAUCAAUACUGCUACGAGUCUAACAAUUGGGGAUGGGCCAACAUCACUCAGUUUGGCCCAGGUGCCGAAUAUACAAUUACAACGGAUAAAUGCGAAGACGGGAACAGCCGCUCGCCUCUGUCCUACUCAGUAAGCCUGUGCGUGGGCGACGGGACUGAAUGCAAUUCGACCAAUCCAUGGGCCGUAUGCGGCGCGCCUGGCGCCAGUGACAACUUUAGGCCGUUCUGCGCCGUCACGGAACCUUUGGGGGGCAACCCCAAGGCCGUUGCCCUUAACGACACAACGGCUUGGAGCUGCCAAGUCUGCCCUGGAUCGAGCAAUACCUGCGUGUGGUCUUGA